Messenger RNA from Zeugodacus cucurbitae (melon fly), 460 nucleotides. Its product is annotated as cuticle protein 16.5-like. The transcript is spliced from 2 exons. Lineage: Eukaryota; Metazoa; Arthropoda; Insecta; Diptera; Tephritidae. The record is from RefSeq and is a predicted model, not a curated record. The coding region runs from base 143 to 430 and encodes 95 amino acids.
CAUACACUAGUGAGUAUUAAUGAUGUUUCACAUUUCUAAAAAUUGACAAUAAAUACCAAACCGACUUUGGUUAUAAGUAUCAAUCAAUCUAAAGCUUUUGUUCAAGCAACAGUCGCAGACAAUCAACCUCAAACACUUCAAUAUGUUCAAAUACGCCGUUGUUCUCUUCGCCCUCAUCGCCUGUGCUGCCGCCAAACCUCAUAUCCUUUCUGCCGCUCCUUUGGCCUAUGCUGCUCCCGUUGUGACCGCUACCAGCAGCCAAGUGAUCGCCCGCAACUACAAUGGCAUCGCCGCUGCUCCAAUUAUUGCCGCCGCCCCAGUAGCCGCUCCUGUUGUUGCCCGUUAUGCCGCCGCUGCUCCUCUGGCCGCUCCAUUGGUAUCUGCCCACUACGCUGCCGCUCCUUUGGCUGCUCCAGUUGUCUCUCACUAACGAAUUAAUAAAUUUAACUUAAAUAUUUAA